Tarenaya hassleriana is the source of this 1622-nucleotide messenger RNA. Its product is annotated as amino acid permease 4. Gene Ontology annotation, cellular component: plasma membrane. The record is from RefSeq and is a predicted model, not a curated record. Lineage: Eukaryota; Viridiplantae; Streptophyta; Magnoliopsida; Brassicales; Cleomaceae. Bases 94 to 1512 code for a protein of 472 amino acids. The transcript has 7 exons.
GGUUUCACAAACCCAUCUCCACUCUCGUGCAUACAUAGGGCUUCUCCUCUACACUAAAGUCUCCAUCCCAGACAGAGGCUUCGGUUCCCUGAGAUGGGUGAGAGUGGUGCCAAUGUCCUCCCUCAGCCUGCUUUCAAAUGCUUCGACGACGAUGGACGCCUCAAACGAACGGGGACGGUAUGGACAGCGAGUGCGCAUAUAAUAACAGCGGUGAUCGGGUCGGGUGUUCUGUCGUUGGCUUGGGCGAUAGCCCAGCUCGGUUGGAUAGCUGGUCCUGCGGUCAUGCUCUUGUUCUCCUUCGUCACUUACUACUCUUCAACUCUUCUCAGCGAUUGCUACAGGACCGGAGAUCCAGUUUCCGGCAAGAGAAACUACACUUACAUGGACGCUGUCCGGUCUAUUCUCGGUGGGUUCAAGUUCAAGAUCUGUGGGCUGAUUCAGUACCUGAAUCUUUUCGGCAUUGCAGUUGGAUACACAAUUGCAGCAUCUAUAAGCAUGAUGGCGAUCAAGAGAUCGAACUGUUUCCACAAGAGCGGAGGGAAGAACCCGUGUCACAUGUCGAGCAAUCCGUACAUGAUCAUGUUCGGUCUGACGGAAAUCUUGCUCUCUCAGAUUCCAGAUUUCGAUCAGAUUUGGUGGCUCUCCAUUGUCGCUGCUGUCAUGUCCUUCACUUACUCCGCCAUUGGUCUUUCCCUCGGAAUCCUUCAGGUUACAGCAAAUGGGUUCUUCAAAGGAAGUCUUACCGGAAUAAGCAUCGGGACAGUGACUGAGACCCAGAAAAUCUGGAGGAGCUUUCAAGCACUUGGAGAUAUCGCCUUUGCCUACUCCUACUCCGUCGUUCUGAUCGAAAUUCAGGACACCGUAAGAUCUCCACCUGCAGAGUCGAAAACGAUGAAGAAAGCAACGAGAAUCAGCAUAGCCGUGACCACCAUGUUCUACAUGCUCUGUGGCUGCAUGGGCUAUGCCGCCUUUGGGGAUUUCGCGCCAGGAAACCUCCUGACGGGGUUCGGAUACUACGAGCCGUUCUGGCUCCUCGACGUGGCCAACGCCGCCAUUGUCAUCCACCUGGUCGGAGCUUACCAGGUAUUCUGUCAGCCCAUCUUCGCCUUCGUCGAGAAAUGGGUAUCGGAGAGAUUCCCGGGAAAUGGCCUUCUCGGGAAGGAAUUCGAGAUCCGGGUUCCGGGUUUCAGAGCUCCGUACAGGGCGAACGUAUUCAGGGCGGUGUUCCGGAGCGGGUUCGUGGUAUCGACGACGGUGAUAUCGAUGCUGAUGCCGUUCUUCAACGACGUGGUGGGGAUAUUGGGGGCGUUAGGGUUUUGGCCAUUGACGGUGUAUUUCCCGGUGGAGAUGUACGUGAGGCAGAGGAAGGUGGAGAGGUGGAGCGUCAGAUGGGUUUGUCUGCAGAUGCUGAGUGUGUCUUGCCUCGUCAUCUCAGUGGUGGCGGGUGUCGGCUCCAUUGCUGGCGUCAUGCUCGACCUUAAGGUCUACAAGCCCUUCAAGAGCACCUACUGAUGAUGAUGAUGAACAAAAACAAUUAAGAAAUUGGAAAAUGUGCAUAAUGCAAUUGUUACAUUCUGUAAUCUAAUCUGUUAAUAAUUAUGAUCAAUGUUUUAUUCUCUCCA